UAUUGUAAUGUUGUCAUGCUAUAAAAUAUUUCAAACAAAACAAUUGAAAUGAAAGAUAGGUAUUUUCAACCAAUCCCAAUAUGUUCAUUCUUAAGACUCACGGAAUUAUGACUUGAUAUAAAUAUUAAAUUGAUGAUUUCUUAGAGAUCCAGUUUAUCCUCCAAUUUCAGUCCUCCAUUAACAAUAAUUUCAUCUCUUUACGCUUUCCUUAUAUCGCUGUUCAUUCCUCAUUCAAUUCAAUCUGUCUAGCCGUUGGGAAUUGGAUUGAAUCACAGAAUUACGUAUUGAAUUUGUGAGGUAAUUUUUUUCAACUUUCCCAAUAUUCUUCCUCAUUUUGAGUAAUUUUCAUUGGUGGCUUUUUUCCGCGAUCGAUUUUGCUAUCAAAUUCGUCCUCUUUUGAUUUGAAAUCUCUUCUGUCUCAAUCAAUAAAGUGUUUGUUCUGGAAUUCUAUCGACAUUUUGAUUGGCUUGGAGUACUAACAUUUUCGUAAACCCUUUUUUUAUACUACAAGUUAAACAAUCUUAAAUCGAUUAUUAUUGAUUGAGUUUGGCUAUUGGCUAUCUCAAUAAGGCACAAAUCCCAUUUCAUAGUUUGAUUUGAUUUCUCCUUGUCUAAUCUUCUGUAAAUCGCCCAACUUGUUUUCCUUUCUUUUCAAUUUGUAAUUGUUGCAACUCUUUUUUAUUUGUGGUAGCUAAAGAAUCAAACUCUUGUAAAAACAAAAUUGUGAAUUUUUGUAUGGUGUAAAUUAUUAAUUCAUUUACAAUUAAAAAAAUGACUAUAUGAAUAAAAAAAUCAAGGUUUACCAUCAAUUAUUAAAAAACAAUUUCUACCUUCAUAGUUAGUUAUACGUUUCUACAAACUUCCAAUAUCAAUUUCCCAUCAAAUAUAUUUAUUUAAUUACAAAUGUACACCCAAAAGUAUAAUGUAAAUGAUGUUAUCCGCUAUAAAAUGAUCAAUCACUAUUAAUUCUUAGCUGAAAAUAAUGUAUAACAAAGAUUCAAAUCAGAUGAUCUGCAUGAGGGACCCAUUUCAUAAAAUGAUUCUUGGCUGCAAAUUACAAUGACGACAUCCUGUGAACACUUUUUCUCCUUUUUUGGUUUUACUUCUAGAGACCAUUUCAAUACUUAAAACAACAGAAUUCCUUCAUUCUUCUCACAACUUCAGAGCAAGAAAAAAAUGUUGUCUAAGGCAUUAUGCUGCUACAUUUUCACCUCAUUAGAUCAAAUUCUGACAAAUUCUGUGAUUCAACAUAAUGAUUCACAAUGCGAUUGUGCUUUUGUAGCACAAAAUCUAAGCAUAGACAGUUUAUUGAAGUACAAAAUUGGUGCUAUAUUAGCUAUAUUAACAGCAAGUGGAGUGGGAGUUACACUGCCUAUUGUAGGGAAGAACUUCCCUGUUUUACACCCAGAAAGCAAACUUUUUUUCCUGAUUAAGGCAUUUGCAGCUGGGGUGAUAUUAUCAACUGGGUUUAUUCAUAUACUUCCCGAUGCAUUUGAAGACCUUACAAAUCCUAUCCUUAAGGAUCAUCCUUGGGGGAAGUUUCCUUUUGCUGGGCUUGCUGCAAUGGUUGGUGCACUUGGGUCUUUGAUGAUUGAUGCCAUUGCUACUGGGCAUUAUCAAAGGGCUCACUUCGGCGAGCCGGCGGCUGGUGGUGGUGGUGGCGGUGAUGAGGAGAGACAAGGGGAACAUGCUGGUCAUCUUCAUUUACAUACUCAUGCUACUCAUGGACAUGCUCAUGGACCUAGUCUAGUUGAGUCUAGCUUGGAUGGUUUGAGUGAUUUUGAUCGUAUUAAGUACAGGGUUACUUCUCAGGUGCUGGAAAUGGGGAUUGUAGUUCACUCAAUAAUAAUUGGGAUAUCUUUAGGUACUUCUGAUAGUCUUGACACUAUCAAACCGCUUAUCAUAGCACUGUCUUUCCAUCAGUUUUUCGAAGGCAUUGGACUUGGUGGUUGCAUAGCACAGGCCGCUUUCAAGUCAGGAUCUGCAAUCUGCAUGGCAUUGUUCUUCUCCCUUACUACUCCUGUUGGAAUAGCAAUUGGUAUCGGAAUAGCAAAUGUGUACGAUGACAGUAGUCCAACUGCGCUGGUCGUUCAGGGAAUGUUAAAUUCAGUUGCAGCCGGAAUCUUGAUCUACAUGGCUCUUGUUGAUCUUCUAGCUCAAGACUUCAUGAACUCAAAGGUGCAGACAAAUACCAGGCUGUUCUUGGGUGCUAAUGUAUCAUUGCUACUUGGUGCUAGUGUUAUGGCCCUUUUGGCUAUAUGGGCUUGACUUUAGUCUUAUCAUUACAUAAAUUUUAAGCAAUUUAUAGAAUUUGUUUAUUGGUUUAUUUGAUUCUCCCUCUAUUGAGAUCAAUCAUGAUCACAUGUUAGUAAUUCAAGAUUGAUAUCAACAAAAAAGCAUAAUUAUCAAAUGAAAUGUACUAGUUGAUUUUAGAUGUAUAUAAUAUAUAUGGUGGGUGGGGAGGGGCUUUACCCUCUAAAA
Amaranthus tricolor (Joseph's coat) is the source of this 2481-nucleotide messenger RNA. Its product is annotated as zinc transporter 8-like. NCBI's taxonomy places the organism in Eukaryota, Viridiplantae, Streptophyta, Magnoliopsida, Caryophyllales, Amaranthaceae. The coding region runs from base 1177 to 2268 and encodes 363 amino acids. The transcript has 3 exons. Gene Ontology annotation, cellular component: plasma membrane. The record is from RefSeq and is a predicted model, not a curated record. Gene Ontology annotation, molecular function: zinc ion transmembrane transporter activity. Gene Ontology annotation, biological process: zinc ion transmembrane transport.